Acaromyces ingoldii is the source of this 1047-nucleotide messenger RNA. RefSeq lists its product as hypothetical. Lineage: Eukaryota; Fungi; Basidiomycota; Exobasidiomycetes; Exobasidiales; Cryptobasidiaceae. The record is from RefSeq and is a predicted model, not a curated record. Gene Ontology annotation, biological process: vesicle fusion; endoplasmic reticulum to Golgi vesicle-mediated transport. The transcript has 3 exons. The coding region runs from base 80 to 1012 and encodes 310 amino acids. Gene Ontology annotation, cellular component: Golgi apparatus; SNARE complex; ER to Golgi transport vesicle membrane. Gene Ontology annotation, molecular function: SNAP receptor activity; SNARE binding.
CGUUUCGCGCCUCUCUCUCUCAGCACCUUUCACGAGAAGCAAGUGUGCCAAGAGGACAGCGGAGAAGAAGAGGGGGAGGAUGAACUCACUGUACAACCUGGCGCUGCGCCAGUCGUCGUCGAUCCAGUCUGAUCUCUCGCUGCUCGAGUCGUCAUCGACGGCCAAUGGCGCAUCGCCCUCGUCGAUCACGGCGCUCUCGGGCCAGCUCGCCGCGUCGCUGGGCGCCCUCUCCAAGACAGUCGACGACUACGAGGGCAUGGCCAAGCGUGAACUAAACACAGCGAAGAGACAGCGCGCCCUCGAGCGAGUAAAAAAGUUUCGCGAAGAGGAAAAGGAGCUCCGAAAUGGUUUUGCAGCGGCCAAGGCGAGGGCGGUGGAUCCACAGGCGGCGGCCGCAUCGUCGUCCUCGUCGUCGACGGGGAACGGAAGCGCAUACACGGGUUCCUCGUCCACAGCUGCUUCGUCCUCGAGGCUUGGCGCCGGGACAAGUGCCGACUCGCCGUACUCGCUCCACGCAAGAAAUCAGUCUGGCUAUGGCUCCUCGCCCUAUUCGGCGCAGUCUCCCUACCGACCCGGUGGCGCCGCUUCGUCGUCUUCCGCCUAUGCCGGUCCUGGUGGCGGUACUGUCUCGAUCGGCCUCGAUGAGGAUGCGUCGUCGGAUCCUCGGGCUGCGUACCGCAUGAAUGCCUCAGCGGCCGCCAUGUUCGGCUCAAGCACGGGUUCUGCGCGCGAGGGACAAGCGCUGCGCGAACACUCGUUCAUCCAGCAGACAGAAGCCCAGCUCGAUUCGUUUAUAGCUCAAGGAAGAGAAGUGUGGAGUAAUCUGACGGAGCAGCGCGACAUUCUCAAGGGUACCCAGAGGAGGCUGAGAGACGUUGGAGUCACGAUGGGGCUCAGCAGGGACGUCAUUGGCUACAUUGAGCGGAGGAGCACCCAGGACAACAUCAUCUUCGCUGUCGGGGCCAUCUUUACCCUCAUUUGUUUCUACUACAUCUAUAAAUGGUUUGGUUGAGGAACUCGUUUGAAUUCGAUGAUACAUAUACCAGG